CCGAGCAGCGCCCAGACCCGACGGACCCGCAGCGCCACGCACAGAGCGCCUUCUCCGCAACAGCCCUUCCUGCAGAGAAGCCCCACCCUCCCAAAGCCAAGAUGUCCAGCAAACGGGCCAAGGCCAAGACCACCAAGAAGCGACCGCAGAGGGCCACUUCCAAUGUCUUUGCAAUGUUUGACCAGUCCCAGAUCCAGGAGUUUAAGGAGGCCUUCAACAUGAUCGACCAGAACCGCGACGGCUUCAUUGACAAGGAGGACCUGCACGACAUGCUGGCCUCGAUGGGGAAGAACCCCACAGAUGAGUACCUGGAGGGCAUGAUGAGUGAGGCUCCCGGGCCCAUCAACUUCACCAUGUUUCUCACCAUGUUUGGGGAGAAGCUGAACGGCACAGACCCUGAGGACGUGAUCCGCAACGCCUUCGCCUGCUUCGACGAGGAUGCCUCAGGUUUCAUCCACGAGGACCACCUACGGGAGCUGCUUACCACCAUGGGUGACCGGUUCACAGAUGAGGAAGUGGAUGAGAUGUACCGUGAGGCGCCCAUCGAUAAAAAGGGCAACUUCAACUAUGUGGAGUUCACCCGCAUCCUCAAACACGGCGCCAAGGACAAGGAUGACUAGGCCAUUCCUACUCCUCCCUAUACCCAGGCCUCCCCCAGUCGCCUCCCCCCACACUCACUCACCUGUACCAUCUCCUUGCCCACAGCCCCGCAGAACCCUCACAGGGGAUCCUUCCUCUGAGGGUUAGGGCCCUAGCUCCCAUCAGAGGAAACAGGCCAACAGAUGGGCAAGUGCCAGGCAAGCGCACGGUCAACUUAAGGCAGGUGCUCCCACCAUGCCCCAGAGAUAUGGGAGUCAUUGACCCAUCCCAGGAAGGACUAUCUUCCAGGGAUGCGCCAGAAGGGCAGGACCUAGAAGGACCAGGGGAAGGCUCCUCAAGGGAGCCCAGGCUUCAGCUAUGGCUUGCCCGGCUCUGGGCUGCCACCUAGGAGGAAAGGGCCCUGUGUCCAGGUGUCUGAUACCACCUCACGUGCAACCCCAUAUAGGGCCUGAAAGCCCUUUCCCAGCCACUGCCACAAACACAAACCUCACCAAGGUCCCCCCUCAGUGGACAGGACCCCUCCCCUACACCCUGCCUAGCGGCCAGAACACACCCCACCCCACCUUGGGCAUGUCCUCAAGAAGAUGCACACAGCGUGGAAUUUGGGCCAGGGGAGGCGAAUCUCAAAUAGAAGGCUGAGCACUA
This is a messenger RNA of Loxodonta africana (African savanna elephant), 1245 nucleotides long. RefSeq names its product myosin light chain 9 (gene MYL9). Gene Ontology annotation, cellular component: myofibril; stress fiber; cytoplasm. Gene Ontology annotation, biological process: platelet aggregation; myofibril assembly. The coding region runs from base 102 to 620 and encodes 172 amino acids. Gene Ontology annotation, molecular function: calcium ion binding. The transcript is spliced from 4 exons. The record is from RefSeq and is a predicted model, not a curated record. Lineage: Eukaryota; Metazoa; Chordata; Mammalia; Proboscidea; Elephantidae.